Messenger RNA from Oppiella nova, 4719 nucleotides. NCBI's taxonomy places the organism in Eukaryota, Metazoa, Arthropoda, Arachnida, Sarcoptiformes, Oppiidae. The record is from the annotation of a GenBank genome assembly.
AUGACUACCACUGAAACACCUAUUUAUAUAGUGGUGGCGCCCAAGCAUUUGAGCCCAAACACCCGGUACCACAUCAGCGUAUCGGUGUAUCGGGUAAGUCGUCCUUUACAAGUAGAUGUGAGAGUCAUGGGAAGUACAGAUAACAGCGCCAGUGGGUCAGUAAACUUCGAUAAAUCCGAUACCAAAACACUUAGCCUAGAGAUCGGCGACUGGUCUAUUGGGGACUACACACUAGAAGUGGACGUUGGUAACAGGAUAACUGUGCCAUUCAAACCGCUUGUUGGGUCAACGAGCGCAUCUAUACUUGAUAGACACAGGGCACUUGUGCUUAAACCUACCAAGACAUUAGUUUUCAUUCAAACUGAUAAACCCGUAUAUAAACCUGGUCAAUUGGUUCAGUUCAGAGCCAUUGUGGUCGACCCUUCACUGGUACCCAAAGUCAACCCAUUGGUUGACAUAUACAUCAAAGACGAAAACAGAAAUCGCAUCAAACAAUGGACUCAAGUGUGGGUCAAGAAUGGUGUGGUCUCUCGGGAACUCCAACUGUCAGAAAAACCAGUUUUAGGCAAUUGGGCAAUAAUUGUGGACAUUAAGGGACAGACAUUUCAGAGGAACUUUGAAGUGGCCGAGUAUGUGUUGCCCACGUUUGAGGUGCAGGUAUUACUGCCACCCUUUGCCACUUAUAAUAAGCCCGAUGUGGUCGCCACAGUCACAGCCCAUUAUACGUACGGACAGCCAGUUAAGGGAGACCUCACUCUCACUGUUCAAACGAAAAAUGCAGAUAUUGACUUCACGGCAGUGGUCAGGGAGGGAGUGACCGGAAAGGAGUAUACAAAAUGCAAUUCAUUGAGACUCUAUGAUAAAGACUAUAAAGUGGAGGCCACCAACAAAAGCCACUUUAAGCCGGGACUCAAAUACACGGCCCUAUUUAAAGUGGUUCAUCCGGACGACAUUCCCGUGGAUGAUAACGGCCCUCCAGUGACACUCAAAUACGGCUAUUCUUAUCAUAACAAACCGCUUGAAUUCACUGAAAGUCUGAUCUUACAGCCAAUCCAUGGACUCAUUAGGGCUGAGAUAUAUCCGCCUAAAGACGCAAAAGUUUUAAGAUUUAAUAGCACUUAUAUGCUAUACGUCUACUUACACUACAACAUCUUAAGGGCUGAGUCCCCGACCGGGAACUACAUCCAAGUGGAGAGGUGUGAUUUCAUGGAUGUAAGGGUUGGCCAUGAGGUCAAAUUCUGUGUCACGGCUACAGAACCCCUCACACGUAUUGUGUAUGAAGUGAUAGGAGGAGGAGAUAUUGUGCUGACACACAGUCUCGACAUUCCGGGGAACAGUAGUUCACACGAGUUCUCUGUGAUGGCUGUCCACAGAAUGGCACUUGCAGACUCAAAGUUGCGGACAAAGACUAUAAUCAAUGGAAGUGUUGACAUUCCCAUCAAUAUUGUGAAAGAUUUAGAUAUAGAUAUAGAUCAGCAAAAAUAUCGAUAUGGCGUUGACAUUGAAUUCACGGCAGUGGUCAGGGAGGGAGUGACCGGAAAGGAGUAUACAAAAUGCAAUUCAUUGAGACUCUAUGAUAAAGACUAUAAAGUGGAGGCCACCAACAAAAGCCACUUUAAGCCGGGACUCAAAUACACGGCUCUAUUUAAAGUGGUUCAUCCGGACGACACUCCCGUUGAUGAUAACGGCCCUCCACCAAUCCAUGGACUCAUUAGGGCUGAGAUAUAUCCGCCUAAAGACGCAAAAGUUUUACGAUUUAAUAGCACUUAUAUGCUAUACGUCUACUCACACGACAUCUAUAGUGCUGAGUCCCCGACCGGGAACUACAUCCAAGUGGAGAGAUGUGAUGUCAUGGAUGUAAGGGUUGGACAUGAGAUCAAAUUCCGUGUCACGGCUACCGAACCCCUCACACGCAUUGUGUAUGAAGUGAUAGGAGGAGGAGAUAUCGUGAUGACACACAGUCUCGACAUUCCGGGGAACAGUAGUUCAUAUGAGUUCUCUGUGAUGGCUGUCCACAGAAUGGCACCGAAAGCAAGGAUUUUAUGUUAUUAUGUGAGAGAAGACAACGAGGAAGUGGUGGCCGACGCCAUGGACUUUGAAGUGGACGGACUGUUCAGAACUGACGUGUCGAUCGACACCGACCUUAAGGAGGCAGAGCCGGGAGCACAGGUAGCUGUGAGAGUGAAUACAAAGCCGGAUACCAAAACACUUAGCCUAGAGAUCGGCGACUGGUCAAUUGGGGACUACACACUAGCCGUGGACAUUGGUAGCGGGAUAACUGUGCCAUUCAAACCGCUUUUUGGGUCAACGAGUGCAUCUAUACUUGAUAGACACAGGGCACUUGUGUUUAAACCUACCAAGACAUUAGUUUUCAUUCAAACUGAUAAACCCAUAUAUAAACCUGGUCAGUUGGUUCAGUUCAGAGCCAUUGUGGUCGACCCUUCACUGGUACCCAAAGUCAACACAUUGGUUGACAUAUACAUCAAAGACGAAAACAGAAAUUGUAUCAAACAAUGGACUCAAGUGUUGGUCACGAAUGGUGUGGUCUCUCGGGAACUCCAACUGUCAGAACAACCAGUUUUAGGCAAUUGGGCCAUAACUGUGGACAUUAAUGGACAGACAUUUCAAAGGAAUUUUGAAGUGGCCGAGUAUAUGUUGCCCACGUUUGAGGUGCAGGUAUUACUGCCACCCUUUGCCACCUUUAAUAAGCCCGAUGCGGUCGCCACAGUCACAGCCCAUUAUACGUACGGACAGCCAGUUAAGGGAGACCUCACUCUCACUGUAGAAGCAAAAUAUGAACACUUAAAGUUGCGGACAAAGACUGUAAUCAAUGGAUGUGUUGAUAUUCCCAUCAAUGUUGUGAAAGAUUUAGAUAUAGAUCAGCAAAGAUAUCGAUAUGACAUAGACGUUGAAUUCACGGCAGUGGUCAGGGAGGCUGUGACCGGAAAGGAGUAUACAAAAUGCAAUUCAUUGAGACUCUAUGAUAAAGACUAUAAAGUGGAGGCCAUCAACAAAAGCCACUUUAAACCGGGACUCAAAUACACGGCCGAUAAAUUUCACCAAGUAGGCCUGCUGGCUGAGAUAUAUCCGCCUAAAGACGCAAAACCAAUCCAUGGACUCAUUAGGGCUGAGAUAUAUCCGCCUAAAGACGCAAAAGUUUUACGAUUUAAUAGCACUUAUAUGCUAUACGUCUACUCACACAACAUCUAUAGUGCUGAGUCCCCGACCGGGAACUACAUCCAAGUGGAGAGAUGUGAUGUCAUGGAUGUAAGGGUUGGACAUGAGGUCAAAUUCUGUGUCACGGCUACAGAACCCCUCACACGCAUUGUGUAUGAAGUGAUAGGAGGAGGAGAUAUCGUGAUGACACACAGUCUCGACAUUCCGGGGAACAGUAGUUCACACGAGUUCUCUGUGAUGGCUGUCCACAGAAUGGCACCGAAAGCAAGGAUUUUAUGUUAUUAUGUGAGAGAAGACAAUGAAGAAGUGGUGGCCGACGCCAUCGACUUCGAAGUGGACGGACUGUUCAGAACUGACGUGUCGAUCGACACUGACCUUAAGGAGGCAGAGCCGGGAGCACAGGUAGCUGUGAGAGUGAAUACAAAGCCGGACGCGUGGGUGGGUAUAGUAGGUGUCGAUCAGAGCGUACUUUUGCUGAAAUCAGGUAAUGAUAUGACUCGCGAAGCCGUGAUCCAAGAGUUGCAGACAUACGACACAACAUUUACAGACAAUUAUUGGGAUGGCUUCACAUCCACUGCACAAAAACUAUUCAAUUUGUCGGGUGUUGUGGUCAUAUCUAAUGGUCUCCCUUAUAAACCCGAUAUAGACGAUGUCUUAAGAUCUAGAUCACUGUCACCCAAAAUCAAUGAGUUGAGAAUGAUGGCCGUAGAAAUGGUCAGCAAGGUAGGAUCACAAUCAGCACAGUUGGAUCGCAUACCCCAAGCUUCUCCCCAAAGUAUUCAAACCAAUAUGACCACUAUUGUUGAAACUAGAAAACAUUUUCCCGAAACUUGGUUAUGGACCUCAAUGCAAACAGGGAGUAAUGGUUGCGCUGUUAUCAAGAGCACAAUCCCCGACACAAUCACCUCGUGGUUCAUCAGCGCAUUCGCUAUGCAUAUGGAGACUGGUCUGGGCAUUUCACCCACACCUACGAAGGUCACAGUUUUCCGACCGUUUUUCAUCAAACUAUCGCUGCCUUACUCUAUAAUAAGAGACGAAACGGUAGCCAUUGAGGCCAUUGUCUUCAAUUACACCACAAAACCAAUUGAAUCGGAAGUAGUAUUUGAUAACAAGAAGCAAGAGUUUGAAUUUAGCGAUCAAUUGGACAUAAAAGGCGUGAAUGUCUCUGAAAUGAGACAAUUGGUGUCAAUUCCUGCCAACGAUGGCGUUUCGGUCACAUUCACGAUAACACCCAAAAUUAUGGGGUAUAUUGACAUCAAACUGACGGCUAACUCAGCCAUGGCUGGAGACUCUGUGCUCAGGAAACUACUGGUGAAACCCGAGGGUCAGACACAACACUUUAAUCAAUCAGUUCUCGUGGAUCUCAAAGAAUCGGCGAAUGUAUUGACGAAAAAUGUCUCAAUAGUUAUCCCGAAGAUAGCGGUUCCCGGCUCUCAGAAAGUAUGGGUGACAGCCAUUGGGGACAUAAUGGGACCCAUUGUUCAUAAUUUGGAUGAUUUACUGCAAAUGCCAUAUGGAUGUGGCGAACAGAAUAUGAUGUAA